Messenger RNA from Brenthis ino (lesser marbled fritillary), 204 nucleotides. The record is from the annotation of a GenBank genome assembly. NCBI's taxonomy places the organism in Eukaryota, Metazoa, Arthropoda, Insecta, Lepidoptera, Nymphalidae.
AUGUCAGUUAUUGAGUCUUUCUGUGUAGUAAGCCUCAGUAACAGCAGCAGUUGGGAAGUUGGCGGUGCUUUACCCCCGUGCCUCGGAGAGCACGUAAAGCCGUCGGUCCUGCGCCUUAACUCUGACUGGUCGUGUCGAGCAGUCGUCACACCGGAGUAUGAGAGUGAUAGGAAUAGAGAGUGCACCUGUGUUUGCGCGUACACU